Daucus carota subsp. sativus is the source of this 1679-nucleotide messenger RNA. RefSeq names its product UDP-glycosyltransferase 85A8-like. Gene Ontology annotation, molecular function: quercetin 7-O-glucosyltransferase activity; quercetin 3-O-glucosyltransferase activity. The coding region runs from base 55 to 1536 and encodes 493 amino acids. The transcript has 2 exons. The record is from RefSeq and is a predicted model, not a curated record. NCBI's taxonomy places the organism in Eukaryota, Viridiplantae, Streptophyta, Magnoliopsida, Apiales, Apiaceae.
UUGCGUUUAGAAUCUUCUCGGUUUAUUCGUGUAUAUAAGCUCAGCUGCUCAUGGAUGAUGAACAGAAGUCUUAAGCUAAACACUGGAAUGGGCUCGACGACAGAAGCUCACGAUAAGCCUCAUGUCUUGUGCAUUCCAUAUCCUGCACAAGGUCACAUUAAUCCAAUGCUACAAGUAGCCAAACUUCUUCACCACAAAGGCUUUCAUAUUUCAUUUGUGUACACAGACUUUAACCACAAUCGCCUGAUCAAAUCUAAGGGGCAGCAGGCCCUCGAUGGCUUGUCAGACUUCCGGUUUUACUCAAUCCCUGAUGGCCUAGCCCCCUCAGACCCGGAUGCAACUCAAGAUAUUGCUACUCUGUGCAAGUACACUCCAGUUACCUGCUUAGCUCCUUUUAGCAAUCUUAUAUCCAAACUCAACGACUCUUUGGAUCUCGGGGUACCACCUCUGACUUGUAUUGUUUCUGAUGCAACCAUGUCCUUCACACUGAAAGCUGCUGAAAAGUUUGGUAUUCCUGAGAUUCUGCUCUGGACCGCAAGCACUUGCGGCCUCAUAGCAUAUAUGCAGUACCACCAACUCGUCGAGAGAGGCUAUACACCACUGAAAGACAUGAGCUAUCUAACAAAUGGAUAUCUUGAUACAAAAAUUGAUUGGGCUCCGGGAAUGAAAGACAUGAAACUGAAGGAUUUUCCGAGUUUCAUUAGGACUACUGACCCUAAUGACAUAAUGCUCAACUUUUUCAUAACUGAGACUGCAGCGCUUUGUAAAGCUCGGGCAGUUAUCAUAAACUCAUUUGACAGUCUUGAUGAGGAUGCUUUGGAAGCAAUUUCCAAGAGUCAACCACAUAUCUACACCAUUGGGCCUCUGCACUUAAUGUUGAAACAAAUUCAGGAUGAUAGACUAAUGUCCAUCGGCUCAAGUUUGUGGAAAGCAGAGGAAAGCUGCAUCGAUUGGCUUGACAAAAGAGAAGUAAACUCAGUUGUUUAUGUGAAUUUUGGUAGCAUCACCACCAUGACUGCUGAACAGCUCAGUGAAUUUGCAUGGGGCUUAGCUAAUAGCAAGAAGCACUUCCUGUGGAUAGUCAGGCCUGACAUAGUUGCUGGCGACACAGCCAAGGUACCUCCAGAGUUCAUGGCUGAGACGAGAGAAAGAGGCAUGCUGGCAAGCUGGUGCUCUCAAGAACAAGUCCUGACACACCCUGCCAUUGGACUGUUUUUGACACAUAGCGGGUGGAACUCGACUCUGGAAAGCAUUGCUAGUGGCGUGCCAGUGAUCUGUUGGCCCUUUUUUGCUGAACAACAGACCAAUUGUAAGUAUAGUUGUUCCGAAUGGGGAAUUGGACUGGAGAUUGAUAAUAAUGUCAAGCGAGAUGAAGUAGAGGACUUGGUGAGGCAGCUGAUGGAUGGUGAAAGGGGAAAGAAAUUGAAGAAUAACGCGAUGGAGUGGAAAAAGAAAGCUCAAGCAGCUGCUAGCCCUGGUGGCUCUUCUUCAUUAAAUUUAGACAGAUUGGUUAAUGAGGUGCUCCUACCAAAGUAGUUGAAAUCUGAUAACAGAACAUAUCGUAGAGUCAUGUUGCACGUUCCACUACAAACCAUCAUUCGUACAAAGCUACAAGCCAUCUAAAUGAUUGUUCCCAUUCAUCCAAACUUCUUGAUGCAAUAAAGAUCAGUUCCGCCAAA